CCUCUCCGACCGGAAAAUCCUGGGAAGGCUCGAGGGCGCAGUGUCGGCACAGCCCGGAUGAAAAGCAGACCCGGGGAAGCUAGUGGGAGUCAGGACCCCGGGCGAUGAGGGCGGCGAUGAGGGAAGGAGGCUCCGGGCGCCGCCGGCGCAUGCGUAUUGGGGAUCUGAGGCCAGUGCCUUGCGCCGCCAUUGCGGGGAGGCUGUCGUCAGAGCUGGCCUGGCGCGCGGGCAGCUGGACCGGCCCCAGGAGCCCAGUCACCGGGCGUCAUUGGCUCAGGCGGUGGGGCCCUCAGCACCUUCUCCCGCCCGGGUCCACCCUGGCGGCGGCGGCGGCGGCGUCAGGGGGCGGAGCCCGCCGAAGCGCCCUUUGUCUGCGGAGGUCAACAUAUCUGGUGUAAGGAGGCAGGAUUGAGAGUGACUCUCACCCACCACUGGUGUUUCUCUUUGAAAGUGGCGCUUGGCACCAGCAUGAACUCCCCGUCUUCAGCAGUCCCACCAGGUAUUUUUGGUCUUCAACCCAAAAUUCUAUCUUGCAAGAUCCCUGCCAGGAUACAGAUUUGAAUACCAUAGUGAAGUCUGUACAUGAGGAAGUGAUGCCUUUAGGGAGGGGAAAAAACGGUAAUAACAACCUUCAAGAGCCCCUACAUCUCAACUCGGUGUAAACAAGGCAAGAUUCUGAGAGUGGCCACCCCUGGAAGCAGAAAUCAUUCUUGUGGCUAUCCAUUGGCUCCUGAGGCUCUCAUCAGAGAUGGGGCACCUUUAGUACCAGGGAGUGGCUGUUCCCCGUAAGGUACUGGAAAUCAACUUUCAAGAGCAGCCCCAGCUGCUGAAGCUACUGCUCCUGGUGCCUCUCCUGACUGUCAUGUAGAAGAUAGCAGAGCUUUGGCGACUUUACAACAUAAGAACUGCAGAGAGGUGUAAUCCCAGUGGAAGACUGAAUCCAGAGACUCAAAAAGGAAGAAUGCUGUUUUUUCUCAGGAGGGGAACAUGGAGGAGAAAGAAAUGAAUGAUGGCUCACAGAUGGUGAGAUCCCAGGAGGAAACCCGGACAGCCCAUGGAGAAGCCCAUAUGGAGAGAAGCCAAGGCCUACAGCCCUAGCUGAGCUCCCAGCUGAAAGCCAGCACCAAUUUGCCAGCCUUGAAUCACUGACGUUUCAGGACGUGGCCGUGGACUUCACCAAAGAGGAGUGGGACCAGCUGUACCCUGCCCAAAAGAACCUCUAUCGAGACGUGAUGCUGGAAAACUACAGGAACCUGGUUGCACUGGGGUAUCAGCUUUAUAAGCCAGAGGUAAUCGCACAGUUGGAGCUAGAGGAAGAGUGGGUGAUAGAAAGAGACAGCCUGCUGGACACUCAUCCAGAUGGAGAAAACAGGCCGGACAUCAAAAAGUCAACCACAAGCCAGAAUAUUUCUGAUGAAAAUCAAACCCAUGAGAUGAUAAUGGAGAGACUCUCUGGAGACUGCUUCUGGUACUCCAUCCUAGGAGGACUCUGGGAUUUUGAUUACCAUCCAGAGUUUAACCAAGAAAACCACAAGAGAUAUUUAGGACAAGUAACUUUGACCCACAGAAAGAUCACACAGGAGAGAAGCCUUGAGUGUAAUAAAUUUGUAGAAAAAUGUAAUCUGAACUCACACCUUAUGCAUCAGAGAAUUCCUUCUAUUAAAAUACCCCUGAAUUCUGACACACAGGGAAACAGCAUCAAACAUAAUUCAGACUUGGUUUACUAUCAGGGAAAUUAUGUAAGAGAGACGCCCUAUGAAUACAGUGAGUGUGGAAAAAUCUUCAAUCAACAUAUUCUUCUUACUGAUCAUAUUCAUACCGCAGAGAAACCCAGCCACAACUCAUCUUUUACCCAGCCUCAGAUGGUGCUUACAGGAGAGAAACCCUAUAAGUGUGAUGAAUGUGGAAAAAGAUUCAGCCAGAGGAUACAUCUCAUUCAACAUCAGAGAAUUCACACGGGAGAAAAGCCUUUUAUAUGCAAUGGAUGUGGGAAAGCCUUCCGUCAGCAUUCAUCCUUUACUCAGCAUCUGAGGAUUCAUACUGGAGAAAAGCCCUAUAAAUGUAAUCAAUGUGGUAAAGCUUUUAGCCGCAUCACAUCCCUUACUGAACAUCAUAGACUUCAUACUGGAGAGAAACCUUACGAAUGUGGUUUCUGUGGCAAAGCCUUCAGUCAGAGGACACAUCUGAAUCAACAUGAAAGAACUCAUACAGGAGAGAAACCCUAUAAAUGUAAUGAAUGCGGAAAAGCCUUUAGCCAGAGCGCGCACCUUAAUCAACACAGGAAAAUCCAUACUCGGGAGAAAUUAUGUGAAUAUAAAUGUGAGCAAACAGUUUGCCACAGUCCUUCACUUAGCAGCACAUAACUUGUGGUGGGGAAAAUAGAUAAAUAAAUAAAUGUAGGAGAUUUUUUGGUCAGACCUUUUUAUCCCAUUCAAUAUCAAAUUAUUCAUAGUGGAGAGAAAGCUUAUACAUAAAUCUUUCUUUCUUUCUUUCUUUCUUUCUUUCUUUCUUUCUUUCUUUCUUUCUUUCUUUCUUUCUUUCUUUCUUUC
Piliocolobus tephrosceles (Ugandan red Colobus) is the source of this 2549-nucleotide messenger RNA. RefSeq names its product zinc finger protein 713 (gene ZNF713). Bases 1233 to 2363 code for a protein of 376 amino acids. The transcript has 8 exons. Lineage: Eukaryota; Metazoa; Chordata; Mammalia; Primates; Cercopithecidae. The record is from RefSeq and is a predicted model, not a curated record. Gene Ontology annotation, molecular function: RNA polymerase II cis-regulatory region sequence-specific DNA binding; DNA-binding transcription factor activity. Gene Ontology annotation, biological process: regulation of transcription by RNA polymerase II.